Vanessa atalanta (red admiral) is the source of this 592-nucleotide messenger RNA. RefSeq lists its product as uncharacterized. NCBI's taxonomy places the organism in Eukaryota, Metazoa, Arthropoda, Insecta, Lepidoptera, Nymphalidae. The coding region runs from base 157 to 438 and encodes 93 amino acids. The transcript has 2 exons. The record is from RefSeq and is a predicted model, not a curated record.
CACGCGCAUAGCGUAGCUUUAAGCUCCAGGGGCGUGAGAUGAUAAAUUCACGGAAAAUAUUAAACUCUAAAACCCUGCUAUGUUUAAAUUGAAGUCUGUUUAAAGCUUGUUUAAGGUAAUUCAGUGUUGUUAAAUGUGUCGGUUUUUACUUUCAAUAUGUACUUAAUGGUCGCGUAUGUACUUGUGUUCAGCGCAAUGUUUGAGGCCGCUACGACUAGCAAAAGAAGUUAUUCUGAUCAAUCUAUAAAGGGAUACAUUACUGAGAGAACCUGCUGGUGGAACGAAGUAUGCAAGGAGGAAUUUCAAAGGCUGUUCCGGUGCAAGUGCCCUUCCUGGUCGUACUGCCGAAGCCCUGGCAGAUAUUACAACGCCGUCUGCUCGAUGACUGAGACCGGGUACAUAUGGGACCAACCAAACUCCCAAUGGAGAGGCCAAUGAUCAAAUGGCCAGUUUCAAUAUCACUUGAUUAUUCCAAAAAUAUUUUUUCUCCACUUAAUAACGCAUUGGAAAAUAAAACCGCUUAAUAUUUCCAAAUGUGCCAAAGUUCAACGAAUACCUGAGACUGAUUCGGUAGGGAAAGAAAUAAAAUUUC